Physeter macrocephalus (sperm whale) is the source of this 1412-nucleotide messenger RNA. Its product is annotated as anoctamin-2-like. Gene Ontology annotation, molecular function: intracellularly calcium-gated chloride channel activity. The record is from RefSeq and is a predicted model, not a curated record. The transcript has 5 exons. Lineage: Eukaryota; Metazoa; Chordata; Mammalia; Artiodactyla; Physeteridae. The annotation marks the transcript as partial. Gene Ontology annotation, biological process: chloride transmembrane transport. Gene Ontology annotation, cellular component: plasma membrane.
UCAUCCAGUUUGGUUUUGUCACCCUCUUUGUGGCCUCCUUUCCUCUGGCGCCGGUGUUCGCCCUCCUCAACAACGUCAUUGAAGUGCGGCUUGAUGCCAAGAAGUUCGUUACGGAGCUGAGGCGGCCAGAUGCUGUGCGAACCAAAGAUAUCGGGAUUUGGUUUGACAUCCUCUCGGGCAUCGGCAAGUUCUCUGUUAUCACCAACGCUUUUGUCAUCGCGGUCACCUCCGACUUCAUCCCCCGCCUGGUGUAUCAGUACUUCUACAGCCACAACGGAACUCUGCAUGGCUUUGUCAACCACACCCUCUCCUUUUUCAACGUCAGCCAGCUGAAGGAGGGGACGCAGCCCGAGAACUCACAGUUUGACCAGGCGGUUCAGUUCUGCAGGUUUAAGGAUUACCGGGAGCCGCCCUGGGCCCCGAACCCAUAUGAGUUUUCCAAGCAGUACUGGUCCGUUCUGUCUGCCCGUCUGGCUUUUGUCAUAAUCUUCCAGAACCUGGUGGUGUUCCUGAGCAUCCUCGUGGGUUGGAUGAUCCCUGACAUCCCCACCGACAUCAGUGACCAGAUCAAGAGGGAGAAGAGCCUGCUCGUGGAGUUCUUCCUGAAAGAGGAGCACGGGAGGCUCAGGUCGAUGGAGGAGCCUGCCUGGGGGAACCAGGGCGCCAGCCGCCGCAGGGGGGGGAGCCCGGCAGCCAGCCCAGUGCCCUCGGGCUGGGGCCAGCCGCGCAGCAGCGCGUCCCCGGGGUCCCAGCACACCAGUGUGUGACCAGCUGAGACCAGCGCGGGGCUGCGCACCCACACGGGUGUGGUGUCCGUCCUUCCGCAGGGUCUGGCCCGAGGGGCUCUUGAGAAGGGCGUGCGUGCGUGUGUGCGUGUGCGCGUGUGCGGACAGAGAUUAGAGACAGGAGGCAGAGAACGGGUGCAGGAGGGAAGAGAAUGAUGCUGCUUCUCAGAAACUUCAAGCUUGGGUUUCUUUUGGAUCCUCUUUUGAGCUGUAUCCUUUGGGCGAUCGGUACCCCCUUUUGCAUCCAUUGGUGAAAGAAUUGGGUCCCUCCAGCCCAUAGUCCCAGGCACCUCGAGCCCUGCCCUGUGCCCCCUCAGAUACCAUCCCCGAAUUUUGGUGGCCGCGGGCCAUGAGAAGCGCAGUCCGGGCCCUGUUUCAGCCCCAUCAUAAGUGAUCACCACCCCCCUCCCCACAGUCACCCUGAGAAAACCCUCUGCAUCACUGUCACAGCCUCAGUGGAUGCAAAUUAAGUUCCAUGGCUGACUGCUGUGGCCUCUGGACCCAAUGGUGAGGAGCAAAGGUCCAGACCUGGCCUUGUCUCCAGUUCAUGUCAUGGGGAUGCCUUGAGCUCAAUGCAAUGAGCCACCAUUUUAUGCAGGUUCAGGUUUAAAAUAAUAAAUUGAAACA